Molecule: messenger RNA, 2280 nt
Organism: Penaeus vannamei (Pacific white shrimp)
Lineage: Eukaryota; Metazoa; Arthropoda; Malacostraca; Decapoda; Penaeidae
Source: RefSeq, a predicted model, not a curated record
AAUAUCCUUGUUACUUAAUAUUUACUUGCUAUCGCCCGUUCUUGAAGACGACAUGACAACAGUCUUAAUAAGUGUCGAAGCUUGCGUUUUUAGUGUAAACACGUCGUUUAAGCCGAGUAGGAUAACGAGCUGGUUGAUUUUUACGUACAUAAAUUGCCUUGUUAUGUUCCGUCCUCUGUGUGAGCGCAAGCAAGAGCGGAUACGAACGGCGCUCACGUCACAGUCAGCAGUUCGUGACGUCACAGCUAGUCGCGGGAGGAAUCGGCCGUAUCUUUCCACCUUGAGGAAUCGUACAGGGACUGUCACCAGAUUUUGCUCCAUUCUUCCUUUUGUUCAUUUAUCCUUCUGUCUCCAAGUAUACCCCACGCACGGAGAGAGAUACAAUGAUGAAAAGGCGAAAUACGUAGCUUUUCUCCCCCGGGCGAAUAUGUCCACACUUAUAACAUGACGCAAUAUUUGACGUUCCUCGCCCAGUACGACUGUCAGCUGUUACGUUCACUUGGGACUGUUCAGCCUUCUGACAGGCAGAGCCACCCGCUGCCCCUGCCAUGGACGAGGAGGGCUACCCCCUGGCGCGGCUGGAGCAGAGGCUGGAGGGCGAGGCCCCGCGCGCCCUCCCCUCGCGGUGCCACGAGUCGGGCGAGGAGGCCUUCUGCCAGAUCCACGUCAUCCGCAGGCCCCCCGCCGGCCCCGACGCGUCCUCCCCCUCCCCGGCGAGAAGGAGGGACGUGUUCGAGGGGCCGGGCGUUGGGGUUGCCCUCCGCGAGGCCCCGAGGCUCAGUUACUCGAAGAGGAAGCGGUUCCGGGUCGACCGCGCUCUGUCGGGUCGCGAGGAGGACCUCCAGACCAGGGCCUUGCUCGAGACCGCCCUCAGUCGCCGGGCGCUCCACGUGGAGGUGGACGCCUUGGCCCUCGACCCGCGGCUCCAUCAGGGCGUGAGUCGAGUGCUCCACGUCCCCGCCAACCAGGGCUGCCUCUGCAACGACCCAGCGUGUCCUACUGUGGCGUCGCCUCCGAGCGAUGUCAUAUGUAGGGACAGGCCGGUGGAGGACCCCCGCGGAAGGCCGUCCUCUCCCUCGGUAAGGAAACCGAAGGAAAAGAGAAGAGAGAUAUACAUCAGCACCUGGAAGGAGCUUAUCCUCGGAGAAGCCAUCUUCGACGCGCAGGAACCGAAAUUCAAGGAGCCGAGAUUUCGCUGCAUGUUCAAGUACUCGAGAUGGGCGAAGUGCAUGCCCUUAUUCCUCCUCAGGCUGCUACAUCUGCUCUUCUUAAUCGUACGCCUUUUUCUACCGUCGGUGAGCAUCACGGGGUUCUACUACCACCGGGUGUACAGGCACCUGCGGAUUCACCAGGUAGGCGAAGAGCGGGGGAUCGAACCCGUGUUCACCGGGAAAGUGUACCACGGCCCCAUCAUCUACGGGGUUCGAAUGCUGACCUGCCCCUUCUGCAGGGAGAAGAGCGCCUCGAAGAUCAGCCUCAAGUACUUCGAGUCCACGUAUCGAGAGCGGAAGGAAGCGGCAGUGCGGUAGAGGCCAAUGUGCUUCAUGUGACGUGUUUUACCUAUAUAUGUGUGAAUGAAUGUGUACGCACGCAAAUACCCCCCAUAUAUAUAUAUAUAUAUAUAUAUAUAUAUAUAUAUAUAUAUAUAUAUAUAUAUAUAUAUAUAUAUAUAUAUAUAUGUAUGUAUAAACUUAUGUGAUUCAGUUUCAAUAUGCUUAUUUUUCUGCAAACCAAAGAAAAUAUGGUUGUAUAUUCGUAUUACGAGAGAGAUGUCCGUAUGUGCUGUGUGCACUUAUUUCCAGACUUUUGUUGGUGCUAUUGUCAAUCAAGAAUAACUUUGGUGUUUCUUUAUUGCUUCUGCAUAAUUGUACAUUACUCAUUUUACAGUGUGUAAGUCUGACAGCAUACAUGGUGUACACAACCACAUGUCUACAUUGUAUGAAAUUACAUCAGAAGGCACAGAUGAACACUAGAUAGACACACACACACACGCACACACACACACACACACACACACACACACACACACACACACACACACACACACACACACACACACACACACACACACACACACACACACACACACUCAGACUCACACACGAACAAACAAUCAUUUACAAACAUAUAUUUUAUAAAUGUUCAGUAUGAUGUAUAUAUAUGUACAAUUUGAUAAUAUAUUUAUGUUUGAUAUUAAUGGUAACGGGCAUAACAUUUAGGCUGUCAAAUGCUAUAACAUGUCAAGGAGAAAGAAUAUUAAAUAUAUAAUUAUGAAUUAAU